This is a messenger RNA of Myxocyprinus asiaticus (Chinese sucker), 2426 nucleotides long. It is a transcript of the gene ccnd3, whose product is annotated as cyclin D3. NCBI's taxonomy places the organism in Eukaryota, Metazoa, Chordata, Actinopteri, Cypriniformes, Catostomidae. The record is from RefSeq and is a predicted model, not a curated record. Gene Ontology annotation, cellular component: cytoplasm; cyclin-dependent protein kinase holoenzyme complex; nucleus. Gene Ontology annotation, molecular function: cyclin-dependent protein serine/threonine kinase regulator activity. The transcript has 5 exons. The coding region runs from base 1124 to 1993 and encodes 289 amino acids. Gene Ontology annotation, biological process: regulation of cyclin-dependent protein serine/threonine kinase activity; mitotic cell cycle phase transition; positive regulation of G1/S transition of mitotic cell cycle.
ACCGAUUCCCUUGAAAAGUGUUAACGCUUAUAUUUUUGGAAUUAUAAUCUAAUGUGGAAAUUACACAAUCACUUUUUAUGUCAGUAAGAAACAACAUUAGCAACUUUUCACAACACCAUCACUGUUGGGUAAGUUACUCUUUUAAAAAAAAAAAAAAAAAAGGUAAUUAAUUACUAACUAAUUACAUCUUCUACAGUGUAAUUAGAUUACUGUACUAAUUACUCUGUCUGAAAAGUAACUGCAUUACUUAUUACUUUCUAAAACCCUGAUCAACCUUGACCAGAUGAAAAAUACAAGGACAGACAUGAAACUUUUCUUUUAAAUAAAUAAAAUAAAUUGUUCAUGAACUGGCCAAAGAAUUUAAAGGGGCAGCGUUAAAUUAAAAACACGCAGUUUAACAUUAGACUUUAAAUUUAGAUUUGAAAUUCUAGAGUCCAUACAGUAUUUAACGCAAUUACAUCAGAAGUAACUAAUUAAAUCACUGAAAAAUUAAGAGUAAUCCCUUACUUUAUUUUUUCGCGAAUUACACCCAGCGCCAUAAUGUGACAUUUGUACAUUUACAUGUAUUAAUUUAGCAGGUUUAUAUUGGAAAUGGACGUUAAACAAGAAAAAUAAAGUAGACUACAUUUAAUCCAUAAAAAAAUAAAUAAAUAAAUAGAGGGUUUGAUGACGCCAGCCGAUAAGAAACGUCGUUUGAGGGGUGGAGCUAGUCAUUACAUUUUAAUUAAAGGUUUUUUUUUUUUUUUACUUUAUAAUAAGUGCGCUGAUGAACUGUUCACAGGAAGACUACGAAGGUGAAUUAAUACAGUAAAUAUGGUAAAUUAUUUUAAAUUGAUAUUACAGAGUAACGGCUGAAUUUGACGUCACGAUCUGUGAUGACGUCUCAUCUGAACUUGACUGGACUCGCGAGCGCGCUGCCGCUUUCACACCAACUCUCAUUGAAUCAAAUUAAAACAAUGUGUCUUAUAUGUAAACUCGGAAUGUAUUUAUGAUGUAUAUAGUUUAUAGACGUGUUGAGGGUUGUGUAAACUCAUCUGAGUCAUUCGGCCCGCGCCUCUGACAAGCUCCUGACUGGUUGUAGUGUUUAGCGAAUAAUCGAAACUCCGUGAGAAUCUGAACAGUAAUGGAGUUAUUCUGUCAUGAAAGUAUUGAACCGGACUUGAGUUCUCAGAUGAACCCCAAACCGGUUCGGGCGUUCAGUGACGCGGUUCUGACCCGAGAUGUGCGGGUCCGACAGAACCUGCUGAGCUCUGAGAGACCGAGCAUCAGCACCGAACCCAAAUCCGGGGUCGAACAGACCGACGUCCAGCCGUAUAUGCGCCGAAUACUCGCGGGGUGGAUGCUGCAGGUGUGCGAGGACCAGAAGUGUGAAGAGGAAGUGUUUCCGCUGGCGAUGCAUUACCUGGACAGGUACAUGUCGCAGUAUCCUGUGCACAAAAACCACCUGCAGCUGCUGGGAUCGGUCUGCAUGUUCCUGGCGUCUAAACUACGGGAAUCAGUUCCACUGAGUGCCGCCAAACUCUGCAUCUACACGGACCACGCCGUCACCCUUCCAGAAAUCCUGCAGUGGGAGGUGCUGGUGGUGUCACGGCUGAAUUGGGACCUGGCCUCAGUGUUGCCUUCUGACUUCCUGGAGCUGCUACUGCAGGGUCUACCAAUCACAUCACAGAACCCCGCGGUCAUACGGCAACACGUGCACUCCUAUAUCGCCCUGACCGCCACAGAGUUACGGUUCUCAGUCUUCACUCCGUCUACGGUAGCGUGUUCAUGUGUGACAGCAGCUGUGAUCAGACUGAAAGUGCUGACAGAGACGUUAAACACUGAUGAUCUCCUGCAGCUCACGAGGAACAUCUUAGAUGUGGACACGGCGUCUCUACGUGAGUGUUACUCUGCUCUGGAGGAGACGAUCGACCUCACGCUGACCUCAGCACCUGCGACUGACUCACCUGAGCUCACCAGCACACCUGUCAACGUACAGGAUGUCAAACUGUGACAGGUGGAUGUAUCAAAUCCACACUAGACCAUCAUUAUCAAAUGCAAUCAAAUCCACUCACAACUCUGUGAAGUUAAAUCAAUUCUAGCACUUUCUUGUCUAUCGUUGUCGGUUCCGCUGUACUAAAAUGUAUCAGUGUUUGUAAAGUUGACAGUGUUCACAUUUAACGUUCGUUUCUUCAAUGUUUGUAGAGUCAUUUUUGAUUUAGCAGAUGCUUUGCAUUGAAGCAGAUAUUUGCAUUGCCAUCAAACCUUUGUCCUGUUAAACACAUGCAGGUUUGAACCAAAACGCUGAUGUAAACGUUGCCGUUUUCAUCGUGUUAGCACUCAUUUUUAUACAUACUAACUGAACACUACUGCUUUAGUGAUUAAACUAAUACAUUCUUCUUUGAUAUUAAUGUUAUUGAUAGAGUUAACCAAUGUGAUAAUAAAAA